Messenger RNA from Peromyscus leucopus (white-footed mouse), 3138 nucleotides. RefSeq names its product nucleoporin 50 (gene Nup50). The transcript has 9 exons. Gene Ontology annotation, cellular component: nuclear pore. Lineage: Eukaryota; Metazoa; Chordata; Mammalia; Rodentia; Cricetidae. The coding region runs from base 285 to 1685 and encodes 466 amino acids. The record is from RefSeq and is a predicted model, not a curated record. Gene Ontology annotation, biological process: protein import into nucleus.
UCCUCCUUUUUUUUUUUUUCGAAUUGGUUCUGACGGGUGUUUCGAGUUACAAAAUGGCGGCGCAGAGCGCUCUCUUCAACGUUCAGUAGCGGCUUCAGGCUGGGCGGAUGCCUCGUCCCCUCGGUGCCCGACUCCAAGCUCCCGAGGCCUGCUGACCACGAAGUCCUUGGAGGUGCUCAGCGCACCGGAAGCUCCCAGCGGCCGCGACCGCCGUCUCGGCCCUGUCCGCCGCGGCGCCCGGGACCCAGCGCGAUCUGCGGCGGCCGCCCAGGAGGUUCACAAAAAUGGCCAAAAGAAUUGCAGAGAAGGAAUUAACAGAUAGGAACUGGGAUCAAGAAGACGAAGCUGAAGAGGUGGGAACGUUCUCAGUUGCCAGUGAGGAAGUCUUGAAGAAUAGAGCCAUAAAGAAGGCAAAGCGUAGGAACGUUGGAUUUGAAUCUGAUAGUGGAGGGGCCUUUAAAGGUUUUAAAGGUUUGGUUGUGCCUUCUGGAGGAGGAGGAUUUUCUGGAUUUGGUGGUGGCUCUGGAGGGAAGCCUCUAGAAGGACUGACAAAUGGAAACAGCACAGCCAGUGCCACACCCUUCUCCAGCACAAAGGCGACAGUGGAGCCCAAGGCAACCUUUGGUGCUUUUGCUGUGAAUGGCCCUACUACCCUGGUGGAUAAAAAGAUUUCAAGUCCCAAAUGUACUCACAGCAAUCAGCUGGCCUCCCCUGGCCCUGCUUCCAGUACAGCCUGCACUGGGAAUGUCUAUCACAAGCAGUUGGCUGGCUUGAACUGCUCUGUCCGGGACUGGAUAGUGAAGCAUGUGAAUACGAACCCACUGUGUGACCUGACGCCCAUUUUUAAAGACUAUGAGAGAUACUUGGCCACGAUUGAGAAGCAGCUUGAGAAUGGAGGCAGCAGCAGUUCUGAGAGCCAGACUGACAGGGCAGCGAUCGGAAUGCAGUCUCCCUCCCUUUUUAGUUCAGCAAAACUACAGCAAGAGUCACCGUUCCCGUUUCAUGGUAACAAGGCAGAGGACACAUCUGAAAAGGUGGAGUUUACAGCAGAAAAGAAAUCAGACACAGCACAAGGAACAACAAGUGCCUCGUUUAAUUUUGGCAAGAAAAUUGAGAGCUCAGUUUUGGGCUCAUUAAGCUCUGGCUCCCUGACUGGGUUUUCAUUCUCCCCUGGAAACUCUAGUUUAUUUGGUAAAGAUGCUGCCCAAAGUAAAGCUGCCUCUUCACCGUUUUCUGCUAAAGCAUCGGAGAGUCAAGCAGGAGGCAGCGGCAGUGAAUGCAGAGGUGGCGAUGAAGAAGAGGAUGAGCCGCCCAAGGUGGUGGUGACUGAAGUGAAGGAAGAGGAUGCCUUCUACUCCAAAAAGUGUAAACUAUUUUACAAGAAAGACAAUGAAUUUAAAGAGAAGGGUGUGGGGACCCUGCAUUUAAAACCCACAGCCAGUCAGAAGACUCAGCUCUUGGUGCGGGCAGACACCAACCUAGGUAACAUACUGCUGAAUGUUCUGAUUCCACCCAAUAUGCCGUGCACCCGAACAGGGAAAAACAAUGUCCUCAUCGUCUGUGUCCCCAACCCUCCACUCGAUGAGAAGCAGCCCACAGUCCCGGUCACCAUGCUGAUUCGGGUGAAGACGAGCGAGGAUGCGGAUGAAUUACACAAGAUUUUACUGCAGAAAAAGGAUGCCUGAGCACUGAGGCCGACCAAGGAAUGUUGCCACAUUGCUGCUUCCCCUCUGCCCCCUAAACUUAGUCACAUUCUUUCCUCUUCUUACUGUGACAUUCUGAGAACUCCUAGGUAACGGGAAACUUCUGUGAGGAAGAUUAAGGCCAAUAAAACCUCUGGAUGUGUCAGCUCUGUUCCCUUCCUGAGAACUAAGCAAAAUACAUUCAAGGGAAAAAUUUGGGAAGAUUUUUAAUGUGGAUGCAUUGAGUAAAAACUAACUUAAGUGAUUCUUAAUGGACUGCAAUCAGGGUACCAGUUAGCUCUCCAAAGGCUCCUUCAGGCAGCCUUGGGCUCCGCUCUCCUGCCUGCCCCAGGAGACCCCAUGGCAGUGUCCCUCAGUGCUCCGGAAGACACCCACCGCUCCCCUCCCGUGGGCCUCUCUGACCCGUGACUAGCACUCCUGCCAAACACCACGCCGCCACACUGUGACUGCGCUAAACUGGGGACUGGGUAUCGCUGUCAUCGGCCUGUUGGCAGGUACUGGCCUUUGACCUGGGGCUGCUUGACAUCCAGAAACGGCCUUUUCAUGAAAAGGACAUGAGUGGCCUGUCGGGGAGCUGGCGGUGUAGACUAGGUUUUGUUUUUAUCCAGGAGGUGCUCUUACUUUACCCCCUCAGUUAAUGUGGAAGGGGCUGUCAGGAAUAAUGGAUUUUAAAAGCACAAAUUUGGUAGCUUUUUUUAUAUCAUUUCUAUACCACAAACAAGCCUUUAUUUUAAAAGAAAAAAGAGAAACCAUACUGAAAAGGGAUGUGUGCUCAUGGCCGUUUCUGCCUGCUGAACCCCAUGGGUACAGCCUGAAUAGAGUCCUCAGGAACCAUGCACUCAAAAGAAGCAGGAGUGUGGGGGUGGGAAACCACCGGUUUGGCCUGUAGCUUCAGACAGCAGCAUGUUACUGGGCAUCUGAAAAACUCGUGUUUAUUUUUAUUUUUUUAAGGCUGAGGUAUUGUGUCCAUUUGGAAGAGAGCCGUGGUUCUGCACGGGCCAUUCAUGUCACUUCAGAGCGGUGAGGUUACUAAUACUAGCAUUCUCUGAAGACCAGACAUCAGUUAAAUGCAGGACUUGAUGCCUAGCUGCUCUUGGUUCACACACCUGUAAUCCAGUGCUGGAGAAGCUGAGGCAGGAAGAUGGUGAAGUUGGGAGCUCUUCAGGGCAUCUUCUAGCCCCACGCUCUGCACAAGGCCACCGCGUGCUCUUCAGAAGCAAUCAUAAGACUGAGGACAAAUUUGUAAAGGGGAUGUGAGACUUCUUAACAAUCACAUGGAGUAAUCUGCUUUUUACCUUAAACAGGAAAUUGUUUUCUAAAGCUAAAAUACUUGAAUUGUCAAGACAGUAUAAUCUCAGUGUGUGUGAGCUUUUGAAUGAGCCUGUGAGGAAGUGUACCAAUCCAUGAAAUGUGAAUAAAUGGAAAGUUAACCCCA